AUGGCCGCGAAAUCCGAUGGUGCCGCCGUCUCUCUACGUAACGAAAUCCCACCCGAGUGCCCUUCCAGGUCGGACCAGCGGCCUCCCCAGCGGCGUCCAGCCGAGCAGCGCUACUCCCUCCCGGACUGCUGCUGGACGCUGUGCGCCCUUCUGGUCUUCUUUUCGGACGGGGCCUCAGACCUGUGGCUGGCCGCGGAUUACUACCUAAGGAGGGACUACUGGUUCUUUGCGCUCACUCUGGUCUUUGUGAUCGUCCCAUCCGUGGUCGUCCAGGUGUUAAGUUUUCGAUGGUUCGCCUACGAUUUCUCGGACAGCGUGGAGAGCGGCACGGCGGCGGCCGCCGUGGUGGCAGCGUCGGGAGCGGAAGAAAGCGACUUCAGCACCAAGGACAGCGCCGAGCGGGGCACUGGUCGCUCCGCCGCGGCCGGGGUGCUGCCGAGGCCGGGCACCGGGGGUGGAGCCCGCGGCUGCUGCAGAGCCUUCAUGUGGCUCUUCCAGGCCAUAAUUCAUAUUUUCCAGCUGGCUCAGGUCUGGAGGUAUGUUCACGCCUUGUAUUUGGGCGUGCAGAGCCGCUGGCAUGGGGAUCAGCAGAGGCGUCACUUCUACUGGCGCAUGAUGUUUGAGAGCGCCGAUAUCAGCAUGCUGCGUCUGCUGGAGUCCUUCCUGAAGAGCGCCCCUCAGCUGGUGUUGCAGCUCAGCAUCAUGAUCUAUGCCGGCCAGGUGCUGCCUCUUCAGGGGCUUUCAGCUUCUGCCUCGCUGAUAUCCCUCGCCUGGAUGAUCGCCUCCUAUCAGAAAGUCCUGAGGGACUCCCGAGAUGAUAAGCUACCCAUGACCUACAAUGCCGUCAUUGUUCAAAUCCUGUGGCACCUGUUCACCAUUGGGGCCCGCACUAUGGCCUUCGCACUCUUUGCCUCGGUGUUCCAGCUUUACUUUGGCAUCUUUAUUGUGGCUCACUGGUGCAUCAUGACAUUUUGGAUAAUCCAAGGUGAAACUGACUUCUGCAUGUCCAAAUGGGAGGAAAUCAUCUAUAACAUGAUGGUGGGCAUUGUGUAUGUCUUCUGCUGGUUCAGUGUUAGAGAGGGGCGCACAUGCUGCAGGAUGCUCAUCUACAGCCUGACUGUGUUCAUUGAAAAUGUAGCGCUGACUACUGCCUGGUACCUCUACCGAGGUCCGCGUACCUCAGACUUCUAUGCUGUCAUCAUGGUAUGCGUGGUGGCCAGCAGCUACGCACUCGGCACCUUCUUCAUGUUUGUGUAUUACUGUCUGCUGCACCCCGAUGGCCCAGUCUCAGGGUGGGGUUAUAUAGUGGAGAAGGAGGGCCCAGUAGACUCACUGGCCUCCCCAGUUUCAAGUGUCCCCCCUGAUCUAGUAAGUAGCCCACCCAGAACUCUUCAGAGAACUAAAGGGGUUGAUAGGGAGCAGGGGGCUGGAGUAGAUGGGGAUGUGUUUCAGGUACGACCUGCACGGGGUGCUCAGCCCCCAGCUCCUCACCUCACUCCCAGGACAGAGGGACCUGUAAUCCGAAUAGACCUGCCACGAAAAAAGUAUCCUGCCUGGGAUGCUCACUUCAUUGAUCGUCGGCUGCGGAAAACAAUCUUGGUGCUUGAAAGUGCUGCCCCGGUGACUCCGAGGAUUCAGUACCGCUGUCUGGGCACAACCAAAGAAGUGAUGGAGUACGAGACCACCGUGUGAGUCAGCUUGGUGUCGUGUGGACACGUGGACGACGUCCACUGAGCAGGUUCAGCACCACACCUGCUGCGCUAGAGGAAAACAGGAACCAGAACAGCGGAGUGGAGUGCAGUGUCUUUCUUUGAUUUGUUUUUGCGAUGUGGCUACAGGUAUGAGUUGUAUCUCAAAUAGUAAUGGUUACAGGUACGAGCCAUUGCCACACAAUGGCGUUCUGACACUCUGGGCAUCUACAACACAACCAAUAGUAUU
Messenger RNA from Thalassophryne amazonica, 1938 nucleotides. RefSeq lists its product as uncharacterized. The transcript is spliced from 3 exons. Gene Ontology annotation, cellular component: plasma membrane. Bases 1 to 1692 code for a protein of 563 amino acids. The record is from RefSeq and is a predicted model, not a curated record. Gene Ontology annotation, biological process: phosphatidylserine exposure on apoptotic cell surface; apoptotic process involved in development; engulfment of apoptotic cell. NCBI's taxonomy places the organism in Eukaryota, Metazoa, Chordata, Actinopteri, Batrachoidiformes, Batrachoididae.